This is a messenger RNA of Alosa alosa (allis shad), 6172 nucleotides long. RefSeq names its product cytoplasmic FMR1 interacting protein 2 (gene cyfip2). Gene Ontology annotation, molecular function: small GTPase binding. Bases 347 to 4105 code for a protein of 1252 amino acids. NCBI's taxonomy places the organism in Eukaryota, Metazoa, Chordata, Actinopteri, Clupeiformes, Clupeidae. The transcript has 29 exons. Gene Ontology annotation, cellular component: synapse; neuron projection. The record is from RefSeq and is a predicted model, not a curated record. Gene Ontology annotation, biological process: cell morphogenesis; cell projection assembly; regulation of actin filament polymerization.
ACAUGUACAUCACGGAUUUAAUUAAGUGAUGAGCAGAAUUUAUUGACCAGUGACACCAUUUGUGUGCGAGAGAGAGAGAGCGCAGAGGCCAAAAGACUGUGUGCGCGUUUCGUGGUCGUUGUCGCUUUAAGGAAAUGCACUUGCAGCCAUUUUCUGGUCUUUGUGUGGGGUGGAUUAGUGGAGAGGCACUGAGCGAAACGAGAGCAUCAAUUGUAGGACGGCGAGAGAAAAAACGUCCCCGAUCAUCGGUUUUCUCACAGCGGAGUACCCCACUCUCCGUCCGUUGGUUUCCGAACGGACAUGCAAGUUGCAGACUGGGCUGCCUUGUGAGUGAACCCGCGUCGCCAUGACAACCCACGUGACCCUGGAAGAUGCGCUGUCCAACGUGGACCUGCUGGAGGAGCUGCCCCUCCCUGACCAGCAGCCAUGCAUCGAGCCUCCACCCUCCUCCAUCAUGUACCAGGCCAACUUUGACACCAACUUUGAAGACCGAAAUGCGUUUGUCACCGGGAUCGCCCGCUACAUCGAGCAGGCUACUGUGCACUCCAGCAUGAAUGAGAUGCUGGAGGAGGGGCACGAGUAUGCGGUCAUGCUCUACACCUGGAGGAGCUGCUCCCGAGCCAUUCCUCAGGUGAAGUGCAAUGAGCAGCCCAAUCGGGUGGAGAUCUACGAGAAGACUGUGGAGGUGCUGGAACCUGAGGUCACCAAGCUCAUGAAGUUCAUGUACUUCCAGCGGAAAGCCAUUGAGCGUUUCUGCAGUGAGGUGAAGCGGCUGUGCCAUGCCGAGCGCAGGAAGGACUUUGUGUCGGAGGCCUACCUGCUCACACUGGGAAAGUUCAUCAACAUGUUCGCCGUGCUGGACGAGCUGAAGAACAUGAAGUGCAGCGUUAAGAACGACCACUCCGCCUACAAACGAGCCGCUCAGUUCCUCAGAAAAAUGGCCGACCCACAGUCUAUCCAGGAGUCGCAGAAUCUUUCCAUGUUCCUGGCCAAUCAUAACAGGAUCACACAGUGUCUGCAUCAGCAGCUGGAGGUGAUCCCCGGCUACGAGGAGCUCCUGGCCGACAUCGUCAACAUCUGUGUGGACUACUACGAGAACAAGAUGUACCUAACGCCGAGCGAGAAACACAUGCUGCUAAAGGUCAUGGGGUUUGGCCUUUACCUGAUGGACGGAAAUGUCAGCAACAUCUACAAACUAGAUGCCAAGAAGAGGAUAAACCUUGGCAAAAUCGACAAGUUCUUUAAGCUACAGGUGGUCCCCCUGUUCGGCGACAUGCAGAUCGAACUGUCACGAUACAUUGAAACCAGUGCCCACUACGAGGAGAACAAGUCCAAGUGGACGUGCACCCAGAGUGGCAUCAGCCCCCAGUACAACCUGUGUGAGCAAAUGGGUCAGAUCCGUGACGACCACAUCCGCUUCAUCUCGGAGCUGGCGCGCUACAGCAACAGCGAGGUGGUGACGGGCUCGGGCCUGGACAGCCAGAAGUCGGACGAGGAGUACCGCGAGCUCUUCGACCUGGCGCUCCGCGGCCUGCAGCUGCUCUCCAAGUGGAGCACGCACGUCAUGGAAGUGUAUUCGUGGAAGCUGGUGCACCCGACCGACAAGUUCUGCAACAAGGACUGUCCUGGCACGGCGGAGGAGUACGAGCGCGCCACGCGCUACAACUACACCAGCGAGGAGAAGUUCGCCAUGGUGGAGGUCAUCGCCAUGAUCAAGGGCCUGCAGGUGCUCAUGGGCCGCAUGGAGAGCGUCUUCAACCAGGCCAUACGCAACACCAUCUACGCCGCCCUGCAGGACUUCGCCCAGAUGACCCUGCGCGAGCCGCUCCGCCAGGCCGUGCGCAAGAAGAAGAACGUGCUCAUUAGUGUUCUUCAGGCUAUCCGGAAAACGAUCUGUGACUGGGAGGGUGCGAGGGAGCCUCCUAAUGACCCCUGCCUUCGGGGCGAGAAGGACCCCAAAGGAGGCUUUGACAUCAAAGUGCCCCGCAGGGCUGUGGGACCUUCCAGCACACAGCUGUACAUGGUCCGUACCAUGCUGGAGUCCCUGAUUGCUGACAAGAGCGGCUCCAAGAAGACCUUGCGGAGCAGUCUGGACGGGCCCAUCGUGCAGGCCAUUGAGGACUUCCACAAGCACUCCUUCUUCUACACACACCUGCUCAACUUCAGCGAGGCCCUUCAGCAGUGCUGUGACCUCUCUCAGUUGUGGUUCCGGGAGUUCUUCCUGGAGCUGACCAUGGGCCGCCGCAUCCAGUUCCCCAUUGAGAUGUCCAUGCCCUGGAUCCUCACUGACCACAUCCUGGAGACCAAGGAGCCUUCCAUGAUGGAGUAUGUUCUCUAUCCUCUGGACCUGUAUAACGACAGUGGCUACUACGCCCUCACCAAGUUCAAGAAGCAGUUUCUGUACGACGAGAUUGAGGCUGAGGUGAAUCUGUGCUUCGACCAGUUUGUUUACAAGUUGGCAGAUCAGAUAUUUGCUUAUUACAAGGCAAUGGCUGGGAGUGUUCUCCUGGACAAGCGCUUCAGGGCGGAGUGCAAGAACUAUGGAGUGAUUAUUCCCUACCCUCCCUCCAACCGCUAUGAGACACUGCUGAAGCAAAGACACGUACAGCUGCUGGGUCGCUCCAUCGACCUGAACAGGCUGAUCACGCAGCGUAUUUCAGCGGCCAUGUACAAGUCUCUGGACCACGCCAUUAGCCGCUUCGAGAGCGAGGACCUCACUUCCGUUGUGGAGCUGGACUGGUUGCUGGAGGUGAACCGUCUGACCCACCGGCUGCUGUGCAAGCAUAUGACACUGGACAGCUUUGACGCCAUGUUCCGCGAGGCCAACCACAACGUGUCAGCCCCGUACGGUCGCAUCACGCUGCACGUCUUCUGGGAGCUGAACUUCGACUUCCUCCCCAACUACUGCUACAACGGCUCCACUAACCGGUUUGUGCGAACAGCCAUUCCCUUUACACAGGAGCCUCAGAGGGACAAACCGGCCAACGUCCAACCUUACUACUUGUACGGCUCCAAGCCUCUGAACAUCGCCUACUCCCACAUCUACAGCUCCUACAGGAACUUUGUGGGGCCGCCGCACUUCAAGACAAUCUGCCGUCUCCUUGGUUACCAGGGCAUUGCCGUGGUGAUGGAGGAGCUGCUCAAGAUCGUCAAAAGCUUGCUGCAGGGCACUAUCCUUCAGUACGUCAAGACCCUGAUCGAGGUGAUGCCCAAGAUCUGCCGCUUGCCACGGCACGAGUAUGGCUCCCCAGGCAUCUUGGAGUUCUUUCACCACCAGCUGAAGGACAUCAUUGAGUACGCUGAACUGAAGACGGACGUCUUCCAGAGUCUGAGGGAGGUGGGCAAUGCCAUUCUCUUCUGCCUCCUCAUCGAACAGGCUCUGUCACAGGAAGAAGUUUGUGACCUCCUUCACGCCGCGCCAUUUCAGAACAUUCUCCCCAGAGUCUACAUCAAAGAGGGUGAGCGUUUGGAGGUGAGGAUGAAGAGGCUGGAAGCGAAGUACGCCCCUCUCCACCUGGUCCCUCUGAUCGAGAGACUGGGAACCCCACAGCAAAUCGCCAUUGCGCGCGAGGGUGACCUGCUGACCAAGGAGCGACUGUGCUGCGGGCUGUCCAUGUUUGAGGUGAUCCUGACGCGCAUCCGCAGCUUCCUGCAGGACCCCGUGUGGCGCGGGCCGCCCCCCACCAACGGCGUCAUGCACGUGGAUGAGUGCAUGGAGUUCCACCGCCUCUGGAGCGCCAUGCAGUUUGUCUACUGCAUCCCCGUGGGAACGCACGAGUUCACCGCCGAGCAGUGCUUUGGGGAUGGGUUGAACUGGGCCGGCUGUGCAAUCAUCGUGUUGCUGGGACAACAGCGCCGCUUUGACCUCUUUGACUUCUGUUACCAUCUGCUGAAAGUCCAGAGGCAAGAUGGCAAAGACGAAAUCAUCAAGAAUGUGCCCUUGAAGAAAAUGGCUGACCGCAUCAGGAAGUACCAGAUCCUCAACAACGAGAUCUUCGCCAUCCUCAACAAGUACAUGAAGGCCGUAGAAACGGACAGUUCCACGGUAGAGCAUGUGCGCUGUUUCCAGCCUCCCAUCCACCAGUCUCUGGCCACCACGUGUUGAAAGUGACCCACGACGGCCACCCUGCCCCCCUCGUGCUCCUGCGCCACCCCCUACCAUCUCUUCUCCCCAGAACACACACACCCAUCGUGAGUUCUGAUACCGUGGACCCUCCCUGAUGUACGGAAGUUCCAGAUGGACUCUCUUUACCUCCAGACUCUUUUGAAGGCACUCGAGGGCCAGUGGCCUUUCUGUGCUCUUUCUCUCUCUUUCUCUUCCUCUCUUUCUCUCUCUCUCUCUCUUAUAGCUUUUUCAGUUUUAACACUCAACACUCUUCGCAGUCAGUCCCCAGCUGAAAGAUCACAGCACACCUUAAAAGGUGUAGAGCGGAACUAGAGGUGGAAAGGGAUCCACUGGAUUUCUUUUUUGAUCAGCCCGGCCCAAAGCGUAACUAUAAAGGCAACAACAAACAAACAAACAAAGAGAAAACAUAAAGAGGGAUAGCUGAUACAGCAUGAGAACUGUGAAAGGUUUUCACAGAUUUCAUGCUACAAAGAUGAGAGAGAACUACUAAAAAAUAUGUUAUUCAGAGUAAAAUUAGACUAUUUUUUUCUUCAUUUUAAAUUCAUGUCAUAUAACCAUUGAGUCUUUGGUGACUGAGAAAAAAAGUAUACGUCAUAGAUUUCCUUACUUUUUUAACAAUCUAAUGUCCCCCUGUAAAAUCAUUCAGUAAAGCAGAGAAAUCCAAAUCACCUUGUGUUGCCCAAGCACCCUUUAAAAAAAUAUUUUAUUUCUUCACUUUAUACUCGGCCCAGGUCAGGGCAACACAUUUGUCGUAUGUAAAAAAAAUAAUUAUUUAAUUUUUGAUUUGAUAAUUUGGACACAAAUAAUUAAUCUCAAUGUCUGUAUGUAUAAAGCCCUCUCCGAGCCCCCUCACUGUGGAGUGUAUGAAAAGAAAACAAACAAAAAAGACUACAGCUUUCUGAAUUCUUGUUCUUUCUGAAUUUAUUUGAUCUCUAUCCUUUUUAGGCUUCUGUGCCAUUUUAUUAAUGCCUGUGUUCCACUGUAAAGAAAAAAGAUUUGGAGUUUGACUAAACAAGGUACUGAGUGUAGUAAUUGUUAUUUGUUUUUAAAUAUCAUCUCAUGAUCUAAACCUUCAGCAUACUUGCCUUUACUAAUAUUUGAAAAUCAUGAUCUGAGUUUUUAAUUGAGCCCAUCACCAGUUUGUUUGAAUGGUUUACACAUUUAUUUUUCCUCGCGCACAUACCUACCAUGAAGAGAGCAGUUGUACAAGUCAGUACUGUGUGACCGACCCAUAGGAAAGUCUUCUGAUAUACCUCUUGUGGUGCUGCCAGGCCAGGGUCUCUAACAUGUCCCCUUGUUAGCAGAGUGAACAGCAUGGUAAUCACCUAUGAACUGCAGGUAGAGCAGAGCAUAGAAGCAGUAAUUUUAGCAAAAUUACUGGAAGAGAUGAGAGAAGUCAAACGGAUUAAUACAGCUAAUACACAAAUGUCGCCUCUUUCACAGAUGAAGGAAAGUUAGAGGAGAGAGAAGGAAUUAGUAAAGGUGUAUUCAGUAUUCACUAUUCUGAUCUCUUUGAUUUAGCAGUGUUAAAAAACAAAUGCAAUUUGUUUCUCUCUUCUCAUUUUAUAUUCAUAUAAAAGAAACAUUUAAGAGACUGUCUGGUAUGGCAGCUGUUACUGUAAAUUCAUAUACGAGUUCACUCACUCAUCCACUGUUAUAACUUUUUUGGACUUUGUUCUACUGUUUUUAUUUGGGUACAGUAUUUGUUUUAAGUAAUUGGUUUCUUUACAGUACUAUAUUUAUGCAUACAGUACACUCUACUGUUCCUUGAAGGGGUGAAUCUGUUGAUAUAAAAGUAAUAAAUAAAUGAAGUGAAAAUUAACGAAGCAUUGUUUUCAGAAAAACAACUUAGCAUGACCAGUGUAAUUUAUUGUCAUCAUGAGACUCUUUGUGAAAUGAGGUUUUGUUCAUGAUGUUGUUGUACGAGUGAUCAUGUUUUUGAAAUACAAAAAACCGUGAAGAAAAUAAUGAAAAUGUACAACAAAUGGUCCUGCAAAGGAAGUGAAAUUGUUGUAUUUCCAUGAAAUAAAAAAGGAUCUAACUAAA